Chironomus riparius is the source of this 2016-nucleotide messenger RNA. NCBI's taxonomy places the organism in Eukaryota, Metazoa, Arthropoda, Insecta, Diptera, Chironomidae. The record is from the annotation of a GenBank genome assembly.
AUGGAUAUGCGUGAAAAUUCUCGGAAAAGAAGUAAAAAAAGUGGCGAAGAUCGAUUGUCAUGUCUCCUCAAUCCAAAACCCGUUCAGUUCAAAGGCUCAUUUAAUAAGCGCUCAGGUUUUAAUAAUAAUAAUAAUAAUAAUAAUAAAAGCAGUCGAGAAUCCGUGGACGAAAAGAGGGAUUUUCUGCCUGAUCAAAGUCGCGAAAGAACUCCAGUCAAUAAUUCUGUAGAACUAUUUGAAAUAAGCUCGCCGAAUGAUGUACGACCUUGUUAUCAAACAUUAAAGAAAAUCAUUGAAAUUGAAACGGAAAUCAAUAGAAUUCAUGACAAAAUUCACGGAAUCGACAAAGUCAUUUCAAAUCUACAAUCUGAACGUAUUGGACAUCAAAAAUCAUUCACAAAAUUACAGCAUGAUAAAAAGGUAUUACUUGAUAAUUUAGCUAAGCGUGCAAUGGCUAAUGACAGGGAACCAAUUGAGAGAACAGCAUCAAGAGAAAGUGAAAGGAACGUAGAGUCAUCAUUUGAGAUAAGACCACAUAAAGAAAUUAAGAAAGAAAAGGAUACAAGUAAUAAAACCAAGAAUAUUGAAGUUGUUGAGGAAAAAAAGAAACGUAAAGUUGAUGAUUCGCCACAAAUCUCAAUAGUAGCUGCUGAUGAUGAAAAUAAGAAAAAGAAAAAGUACACAAUUGAAGAGGAACCAAAAUCAGCAGCUCAAAAAGCUAAAGAAAGAGAAGAAGAAGAAAGAAGGAAGCGAAUUGAAGAAAUCAGACGUAAUAAGCAGCUUAGACGUGAAAAAGAAGAAAUAGAACGAAGAAAAUUGGAAGAAGAAGCUAAAAAGGAAUCAAAUGAUAAGAUUCUGAUCAUUAAUCGAGAUAAAGUUCAUGCAAAACUUAAGGAACGCGAGAAAGAAAAGAGAAAAGAACAAAAUAUCCAGUCACCGUCAUCUCUAAAGCCAUCGCCUAAAAGAUCAAAGGAAACGAUUCACUUGUUCUCAUUAGAUGAAGUCAUAGAUCCAGCAGAUCUUAAAAUGAAAAUGUUUAAGCUUGAGUUCACGAAAUUAUCAUUAAAACAGAAUAUUUUGGAUCAGUUUCAAGCUGGAAAAUGUCCAGAAAUUGAUAUUAAUGAGCUGAUUAGUCCAUCAUCCAGUAAUGCGCCUCUUCAAAGUGAUAUGUCAAUUGAUGAUGUAAUUCAAAUUAUUAAAAAGGAAGCAGAGCAAUCAAUUAAGCAAUCUAAGUCAGAAGUUCCAAAUUUGCCUGGUAAAACAUCAACAACAUCCAUAACAUCAAAAGUUUCAGUGACAAGCACUGAUAAAGAUCCGUUAGCAAUUGACGAUAAUGAAGAAAUUGUUAAUCCACCGACACCAGGAAGUAAUUUGACAUUAAAUGAUGAUAACGAUACAAAUGCGUCAGAUCAUGUUAAUAAUGAGCAAGACUAUUCAGAAUGGACGGGAAAUUUUGAAUCUCACAAUCAGCCAAUCGUUCACAUACAAAAUAUUAAUGGAAAGCAUAUGUUAAGUGAUGAAGAAAUUGAGCCUUUAUGCUGCGUCGAUGCAUUGAUUCUUUGUAUGAGAUCAGCAAAGGAAGGAUCAAGGCAUAUUCUUUUGAUAUCGUCUCGAAUGAAUGCUAUUCAGGUGCGUGAUGCAAGCGAAGGCCUUUUACUGAGAACACUGUCGAAUGACUUGAGCGGUGUUAGCAUUUAUGAUAUGCUUCUUGAGGGUAGUACAAUUUAUUGCGGUAGCAAUUUACAUGAAAUAUUCGCUAUUGAUUUUACGACUGGUGCCUUGAAAAAGAAGCGCAGCAUGAGCGGUGCAGGAGCAAUUUGCGUACGAAUAUAUAAAGAAAAUCUUAUUGUAGCGUGCUACGAUGGAAAUAUUUAUAUCUUUGAUUUAAAUGCUGAUGAUGACGCUUGUAAUAUUACUGGACCAUCAAAUAUGCUUUUAGCUAUGGAUCUCUGGGAUGACAAGAUAAUUGCAUCUACAAAAGAUAAGACACUGAAAAUCAUGAAUAUUCCAACAUGA